UAUAUUGGUUGGUGACGAGAAUAUGGAAAACUAUUACAUUGGCGCAGAUGGACCCCUCAGUAUACCACCAAUGUCACCUAGACGUAUGAACAUUGCUGAAAAUACCCAGCAACUUGGCAUCGGUAACCCCAUGGAGUUAGGUGCACCGUCGACUGGUGAGUUUGGGGACUCCAACAUGAUUUUUGCUGCGAUAAGAGAUACUCUAGUACCAACGGUGUUGCGUGACAGUGAUGCAUUACCUUAUUUUGAUGAGCCGGGAGAAGAAGAUUUUCUAAACAGGGCGUUGAAGGAUGCUGAUUACGAAGGCGAUAGAAUUUUUGUCCGUAGAAUAUUCAAAAAUAAGGAAGAUUGCACAACCAAAAUGGCAAUCUAUGCAAUACGUGGGAAGUUCCAUUUUAUACACGCUAUAGUAUUCACGCUGAUGGUGAUGGCAGUUUGUGUUAGUUACAUGUGUCCAUGGCGUGUGUAUGUACAUAAAAUGGAAGACAUCGACGUUUCGAGAUUAGAAGCAUCACUCUACAACACACCUGUAGUGUUGAUUCUAGAGGUGACUUCUACAAACAAGCGAUCACGAUUGUUAUUCGAAAUCUUAUGAGGACACGGUACAUAGGGGUUGGUAGA
Messenger RNA from Camelina sativa (false flax), 621 nucleotides. RefSeq lists its product as uncharacterized. Lineage: Eukaryota; Viridiplantae; Streptophyta; Magnoliopsida; Brassicales; Brassicaceae. The record is from RefSeq and is a predicted model, not a curated record.